GAGAGAGACCUAGUGGACACAGCUUGGCAUAUAAACUGGGGGAUCCCCAAAAAGCACAGACAGAGUGUGAACAGAGGUCAGUCAAAGCAGAAUUGUGUUUCAUAAAUUUGAAAUAGUAGGUCAACACUUGUUUGACUUAUAUUAUAUCUUUGAAUAUUCUCUUGUUUUGAGUAGGAUGUUACAGGAAUGGAGCUAUACCUAUUGUUAUUCAGUCAGUAAAACAGCCUAGUCAGCGUAGCCUAUGAUACAUGUAGGCUAUUCAGUUUGUAACAAAAGGAGAUCUAAUCAGUGUAUCGAUAUUAUAUAGUGUAAAUACAUUGGAUAUUUGUAUAUAUAGUAUAACUAGUAAGCAAUGCAGAGUACCAUAUUGAAUAGAGUAUUAGACCCGGAAUCAUAGAUCAUGACGCACUUGGACGUAUACACUUUAUAUGGGUACAAAAACACUAGCCAUACCACAGGGCAGAGCACGUUUACCAUCAGGUAGCAUAGACUAUCGUCUGUGACGUUCAGUAAUAUAGCUAUCUCCAUGAGGAACAUAUUGUGCCAUGUUCACGCCCAUCAAACCGAAACGAAACUUUGUACAGUCUCAUGAUUCCGUUUACUUGGAAACAUCUAGACCAGUUUUCAGCACUUCAUAGUAUCGUCAAAGCUGCGCUUUUGAACGAUUCGAUACGCUCGACAAGUCAAGUAACAAUGAAUGUCAGGUGUACCUGAGGCUUGCUUCGUACAGUGUGGAGAACAGUGUUAUGAUAGAUCAGACAUGGAGUGUGUAUGUGGUCAUGUCGUCAAGGAGCAGGAUGCAAAGUUUUGUAGCCAAUGUGGCGCACGUUUCGCCGCUCAAGAACACCAAGGCACAGCAGGCGGUGUUGAGAAAAACUCACAGCUAUCUGAUGAACCUGCAUCUCUGGACAGUCAACCGAAAUCCUUGUCUCCUAAACGCCCCUUUGAGGAGACCAAAAACAACCCAAAGAAAAAGAAAAAAGCCCGUAAGCGACGGAAGAGGAAAUCUGAGGUCAGGGAUGGGCUGCAGUCUCUUACCACUGAUCUCUCUGACACCUCCCUGACUGAGCGCCAUGUACAUCAGGAUUGUGGAAGUGGGGAUGCUGGCUCAGACAGCGAGAGUUCUGCCAGUACCAUGGAUGAGAUGCCUGACCCGGUGGCCAGUCCUGCCGACAACCCGGUGCUUUCUCCUGUCACUGAGACGUCUGAGCCAUCUGACACACCAACAGCUAAUUCCUCACCCGCUAAGUCUCCGUCUGACAGAGGAAUGGAGGAAGUGAUCUCUGAUCAGACUCCGCCUGCUAAUGACGCUAGUAUAGCCCUGUCUAAGGCAGAAGUGCCGGAGCAACCCAAUGAGUGUAUGGAGCGGGAGGCUGGACCUUCCUCACUGGAGAUCAAAGCACCACACCCUCUUCAAACAGGUGACCCUGCAUCCUCUGGCGAGCCAAUUUCUGUACAGGCUGUGUCCAAGAGUCAGUCCCCAACAACAGACCAGACUCAGGCCAAAAGCUCAGCCAAAAAUAGUCAGAGCUCCAAGAAGAAGAAGAAGGAUGCUUCCAAUGCAUCAAAACCUCAAGCCUGUGAGGACAACAGUGCCAGCUCGGAUAAGAAUGCAAACGUAACACAGGCCCCUGAUGAGAAGACCAAAACAAAUCAGCAGAAACAGGGAAAUACAGGGAUGGUGUUUGGCCCCAAGAACAAACCUCAGGUUAAGAACCGAGGAACAAGUGUAGACCAACCAGUGGAUGUCAAGGUGGUGAAGGGUGACGUCCACCAAGGUUCUGCCCAGUCUCCAGGAGAUGUGCCCUCAGAGCCCUCUCAGGAGAAGGAUGCCAGUGGAAACAACAAAACCUCAAAUGCCCCGAAAAAUGCCCCACCCCCAGAAAGGAUACCUACACGCAGUCAGCAGAUUGCUCCAGUAGACAGGCUGACCAUCUACUUCCAUGCUGUUCUGUCCAAGGACUUCAAACUGACACCAGGAGAGGACCAAGUCUUCAUCCGUGCAGGUGGACGCAUAGGAGGCUGGGAUACUAACAUAGUCGAGCUUUCUGUGUCUCGUGACCUGGGAGAACAUGGUUACCUCAUUGAGGGAACACUGCAGACAAACAAGACAAAGGCUUCGUCAGUGUCCAUUCCAUACAAGUAUCUUGUGUAUAAGCGAAAGAAGGAGGAGUACGAGUAUGAAUAUAUUUACAAAAUGGACUCACAGAAAACUACCAACAGAUGCCUAUUUGUUAAGCCACAUCUUUUAAACGAGGAAGGAGAGUGGCAUCAGUACGAUGAUAUCGUCUGUGCUGAGCCAUCCAAAAAUGUGUUCAAACGACUGACUCAAGCCAUCUGGCCUGAGAAGAGGAAGGAUCUGAUUCAGGGAAGAGGGAUUGCUGGUCGAGUAAUGUUGGAGAGCAUCUUUGACCUCCUCAGUAGUUGGAGUGAGGUCAACCUCAAGAGUUUCUUCACUCAGCUCAAACAAUUUCACCAGAUCUACGGAAACCCCUUUGUGUAUGAAGAAAGACAAGAACAGUGGUUAGCCUUAGAAUAUGAUGAAAAAGAUGUGAGUAAACUCCUGAAGGAUUUCAUGCUGGAAUAUGUGACUCCUGAGCUGCUGAAAGACAAAGGAGGAAAGAGCUCCUUCAUCAAAGAUCCUCUUAAUGCAGCCGUUAUCAUGCUGUAUGCGUGGAAGAACUUCCAGCUUCCAUUAGACAGUGCGGAGCUCUCUCGUCUCUGUGUGGCACUCUGCCUCCCAAACCUCCCCAAAGACCAGUUCUUGCCCUACUGGGAGGACUUCCAACAGUCAUUCUCCUGCCUCAAAGGUUUCCCUGAUUUGCUGGUGACUCUUAUGAAUACUGUGCGGACGAGAGAUAUGCAUCACUGGGUCCUAGUGCUCCCCCUCUUCCAUCUGCUGCAUGGUGUCUCCAAACCCUUUGAAGCAGCCCCUCUCUCCCCCAACCCCAAACUUGAGCCAUCCUGGGCUGGUCUACAAGGCUUAAGGACGUUGCGUACAGCCUAUUUAAGCCAGGACAGGAGCUCCAUAUUGAAAUUAAUGAAGAAAAACCCACAUCUGGUGGAGAUUGAUCAUCUGCUGGCUCGGUCAGUCAUCUGCCUGUUGACUCCGGAGGACCUGACUGAGUGCAGCUCAGUACUCAGUGCCGGACUGCUCGACUUGCUGCAUAUCUUCAGUCUGAGAGCCCCUGCUGAAAUCAGCUACUCCAACGUCACAAUGAUUUCCGAUACUCUGGCUCACAUUCAGAGCAACCUUAUUGAACACAAAUUCAGUUGCUUAAGUGAGGCGUAUGGAGCCGAGUGUUUAGCCACUGCAGUGAGACUACUUGGAAAAAUCUGCAAAGGAGUGAAAUAUUACUCUUACGCACAAAACCAUGUGGCGAUUCCUGUUGCCUGCAUGAACCUUGUUGGGGCAGUAUCGGAUUUCACCCUUUCCUCCAACUCACAGGAAUCAGAGGCCAGGGGUGAUCUAAGUCCGCGCAGCCUGGAGCUGCUGUCUGAUGCCAUGCAGGUUCUCGGCUCCUGGAUGGGUCAAGCCUUCAGGCAGCCACUGCUACACUCAUACAUGUCCCUUACAUCAACCACUUUAAGCUCUGAGUUUGAGAUAUGGAACAACAUAAUCUCUCUUAGUUUUGUCAACGAGGACUUCACAACCAGGUGGAGACACACCUUCACCAGAGAUUUUGAAGGCAAAUUUAAACAGGAGAAGCAUUUAGAUCAGGUGGAUGUCUACUGCUCCAAGAUGGAGGAACUGAAUGACUCUCACCCUCACAUAGCCAGGAGUAUAGAGAAGUGUGCCCUCGAUGCUGUCACUGCCCUCUGCCAGGUCAAGUCCGAGGGCGCCGUCUUCAAAAGGGUUCGCAACUUGACCUGGAACUGGAAGUUUGGGAAGCUCCUAUCCACUAUGAUCCAACAAUCCUGGCCCAAGGAUAAACAUGGAAAGUACCAAGAUGAACAGGAAGUGGUCAUUCGACAUCUCAUGGACUGGAGUGCAGCGAAAAACAUUUUCCAGCUGCAAGGCGCAGAGCAGAAGCUCAUUGACAACCUCUCUGAAGACGCCCAGGAGAGGAUCACUGUGGCUAUAUCUUCAUUCACAGCCGUCACAGAACAACUGAUCAGAGGUGACAUUCAGAUGAGGCUCCUGAACCACAUUCUGGAGAGUAGAGAGACUUUUACAGAGUUACUCAAGACAGAGUGUCUGUGUGGAGAUGAGAGGUAUAAAGACAGUAGUGCCAUGAGGAGAUUGCUACAGCAAAGACAGAAGGAGGCCGGAGCUGUGUACCACGAGAAGAAGCUAGUGGAUGGCCUUGUCAGCAUGUGCCACAAAUUGCAGGAGCACUUAAAAGUUGAUGUUGAGCGGCUGGAUCAGAGAAAAGAGAUCGACAUUGAAAGGAGGAACCUGGACGAUUUCAUGGAGGUCCAUUCCUUCGGUCAGGUCUCCUCUCCCCUGGCAGGAGCGGUGACGUUCUUUGAGUUGGAUGACGAUGUGAGGAUGAUGGCUGAGGUUCUGCAUAAAUUUAGAGACAGCUUCAUCUUUAAACUCUGUUGGGACUUGCAGGCCCACGAUUACUCCAGAAUGGAGAUGAGCGAUGAGUCAGACCUAGAGGACGGUGACCUAGAGACAGACAUUGUGGUCACCCCUGAAAUAAUUCACGAUGAGAUCUUCCAGCCUUGCUACAGCAGGUAUCAGCAGAUUUAUGCCCAGUUGAAGAACGGUACUCUCCGUCUGGAGCAGGUCGAUGUCUUAUUCAAGGACUUUCAGGGCAGGUACGAGGAGCUGUCUAAAGAUCUGGGCAUCAUGUGCUGCAUUGACCCAGCCGAUGACAAACGCUGGCUUGAGAGGAAAGUACAGCAGAUUGAGCAGUACCAUGAGCUUCACCUGGCUGUCGAGUCUGCGAAGGUCGUUCAAAAGGUCAAAGAGACCCUCUGUCUACAAGGAGACUUUGAUGUUUUGAAUUUGCUACUCCUAGCUACAGAGACAGACUUUAAGAAGGAGUCCCUUGAUCGCAUUGAUAAUGAGAUGAUGCAGGCUAAGAGAGCUCUGGUAGACAUCACAGAGACACGCAGAUUAUGCCUCCAAGAACUUGGACUCAGAAAGAAUUUUGUCAUGUGGGUCAAAGAGGCCCUUGAAGACAUCAAUGAGCUGAAAGUUUUUGUUGACCUGGCCUCCAUCUCUGCUGGUGAGAACGACCUGGAUGUGGACCGCGUGGCUUGCUUCCAUGAUGCUGUCCUCGGUUACGCCCCAAUGCUUUAUGAACUGAAGCCUCAGUCAGGGUUCCAGGCUUUUCGAGAGAUGCUGAAGAAGCUCUGGAAGGCUCUGAAUAAUGAUCCAAACCUUCCCAAGAAACUGCGUGAUACAGCCAGGCACCUGGAGUGGCUGAAAACCGUGAAAGACAGCCAUGGCUCGGUGGAACUGUCUUCACUCUCCCUGGCCUCAGCUAUCAAUAUGAAUGGAAUCUACACUAUCGGUGCUAAUGGCCAAAAGCUCAGCCUAGACACUGUGGUAGCACUUCAAAUUCCAGAGGAUCAUGACGGGGUUCAAGAGCAGAGACACUACUCUCUUGAGGACUUGCGAGACCUUCAGAACAAACUCAUGCUAAUGUCUGGGAAAGGGGACCAGGGCCAGAGUGAGGUUGAUCACUUUGCUGAGGUCUUUGCCAAUGUGCAGAGGUUAGCGGAAGUAUUCAUUGAUCUCUUCGUUGCUGGCAAUCCAUUGUUUCGUCAGUGGAAGGCCAACAUCAACUGUAAUGCUGAGCAGGCAGGAAUCAUCAUGGACUUUAGCCUAGGAAAUGCUGUCAGUGUGAUCAUGGUCGAAGGGAGUCCAGCUGAGCAGCUGCCAGCGCUGUGCAAGAAGAUGGAGACAUGCCUUAGCUUCUGGAAAGACUUCAUGAACAAACAGCGGUCUCGUCAUUACUAUCUCAACUACUUCACUGCCGAGCAGAUUGUCUACCUGUGCAGUAAGCUGACACAGAAGAGCAUUAUAAAACCUGAUCAACAGGCACUUAUGAUGCUUUCAUUCAUUAAAUCAGAUUGCAACCCAUCCAACCUCAGAGAGUCCUGGCACUCUUUGCAGUACCACUUACUGAAAGAGUCCCCCGAGAAGAACAAUGACAUUGAAUUUCAGACUUUUGUUGAGGUUCCGAUUACUCAGGGAAUGGGUACAGAAUUUGAAGCUGAGUUUGAAUCUGACUCUGAUGAUCUUUUCAACAGUAUGAUGCAAGUUCAAGGUCCAGGCAAACUGGAUCUGAUCUGGAAUGCCUACAUGAGAGAUAUGAAUGCUUUUCUCCCAGAUUCUCUCGAUGUUGGACGUCUAGGACAGCUGCUUGAAAUCUUAGCUAACCAGGUUGACGAGGAUAGCAGUGAUGAUGAUGAAGUUUUGAGCAGUGAGAAGAAAAAUGGAGUGAUUCAGCGACAGUUGCCACAAGGACUGGUUGGUGGGCGUCCAAACGUCAUUGUGUGUCCUGCUUCUGAGAUCCUUACCUCCUGCAUGUCUGUUUACAUGGCCAGCGCCUCAGAACCCCUACCAACGUAUGAUGAGGUGCUGCUUUGCAGUCCCACGACACCCUAUGAGCAGGUUGAAUUGUUUCUCCGGCGCUGCCUGAUGGAAAAAUCUGACUGUGGCACGAGAAAGAUCUACACCAUGCUCUAUGUAGACCAACUCACCUACGAGGUCAGCUACAAGGUUGAGCAGUUCUUCGACAAGCAGAAAAUGCAGAGCCCAGGUGACUACCGCCUGGUUCUGAUCUGUAGUUCUGAUCGGGAGCAUGCCUACAUCCCCUCUGCCUUCAGUCAGUAUCGGCUGCCCAUGGUGCCUCUGGAACCCUUGGGGGACAUUCAGAAGUACCUGACCUCUCAUUACAGAGUCCCCUCAGACCAGUCCAGUGCAGCUGCUGUAUUCAAAAGUGGACUGUUUGUGGGGGUAGUGACCUCAAAAAGAGCAGGUGUAGGUAAAUCACUGUAUAUACAGAGAAAGUAUGAGAAACUAAAAAGGAUCACCAAAAAGCCAUCUGUGCUUAAGUGUAUCCGCUUGAUCGAGCCCAGGGUGGAUGAAAACAUCAUUCUCCAUUCCUUACUUGAAAGCAUGGGGAGAAAAGAGCUUUCACUGUUCCAUUUUGAUGUCACCACUUCAGUACAAAAAGGGUUGCACGAGUUCCUAUUCAAACUGCUAGUCUUGCAAUACUUGAUGGAUUCUGAGGGGAGAAUGUGGAAGUGCAGCAACAAUCACCUGUACCUCAUUGAACUGUUGCAAUCUGAUGGACACUUGCAGAGGAAUGGUCCAAGAACUACCAUGAACGACUCCUUUUCCUUCCUGGAUGUGUUUCCAAUGAUCUACUGUCGCCCUCCAAAGGAUGUCCUUGAGCUGGAGAUGAGAAUUAAUGAGAGCCCACAUGCAGAACAUCUAGAAGACCCUCUAAUGGAUGAUCAGGAAUUCAGAAGUGAGGGAUUUCAACGUCCGUACCAGUAUUUGACGCGUUUCCACAACCAAGUCACCCUGGACAAUUUUGCAUACGACGGAGUAGAAGGAACUCACAUAGAAUGUCUUCAGAUUCUGUUUGUGUAUUGCGGCAUUAUGGACCCUUCUUGGGCAGAACUGAGAAACUUUGCCUGGUUCUUGAAUUUACAGCUACGGGACUGUGAGACAUCGGUGUUCUGUGAUGCCACUUUCACAGGGGACACAUUGCAAGGCUUCAGAACCUUUGUGGUGGACUUCAUGAUCCUAAUGGCAAAGGACUUUGCUACUCCAUCUCUCAGCAUCUCAGAUCAGAGUCCUGGACGGUUUGAGAUGGACCUGGCUGAGGUGAACGAGGCAGAUCUGGCUCCAUUCAGAAUCAGAAAAAGAUGGGAAUCAGAACCACACCCUUACAUCUUCUUUAACGACGAUCACGUAUCCAUGACAUUUAUUGGCUUUCACCUCCAACCAAAUGCACAGAAUGGGGUAGAUGCCAUCGAUCCAUCCACACAAAGAGUGAUCAAGAGGAACAUCAUGACCAGAGAACUGUAUGAGGGCCUUCAGUUGCAACGAGUCCCAUUUAACAUUGAUUUUGAUCAGCUCCCAAGAGGAGAUAAGAUUGAGCGCCUCUGCAAUGUUUUGGGAAUCCAGUGGCCUCUUGACCCCGAUGAAACUUACGAGCUGACAACAGACAACAUAUUGAAGAUGCUCGCCAUUCACAUGCGCUUCCGUUGCGGGAUCCCAGUCAUUAUCAUGGGAGAGACCGGGUGUGGAAAAACUAGGCUGAUCAAGUUUCUUUGUGAGCUUCGAAGGAGUGGAGUGAACACCGAAAACUUGAAGCUGGUCAAAGUUCACGGAGGCACAAGCUCAGAUAUGAUCUACCAGAAAGUGAGAGAGGCUGAGGCCAUUGCAAACACCAACAAGGAAAACUAUGGCUUUGACUCUGUCCUCUUCUUCGAUGAGGCCAACACAACUGAGGCCAUAAGCAGUAUCAAGGAAGUCUUGUGUGACAACACUGUUCUAGGAGAAAAACUCACUCCACACACAGGCUUAAAAAUAAUUGCUGCCUGCAAUCCAUACCGAAAGCACACAGAUGAAAUGAUCACGAGAUUGGAAUCCGCCGGUUUAGGGUACAGGGUCCGGGCCGAUGAAACAGAGGAGAAGCUGGGGACCAUUCCUCUUCGGCAACUCGUGUACCGAGUUCAAGCUCUGCCCCCCAGCAUGAUCCCACUGGUCUGGGACUUUGGGCAGCUAAAUGACCAGACAGAGAAAAUGUACAUCCAGCAGAUAGUGCAGAGAGUGGUUGAGACAAACUCCAUUAACGUGAGAUACACAAGCAUCGUUACAGAUGUCAUGGCGUCAUCUCAGAAGUAUAUGAGGACCAGGAAGGAUGAGUGCAGCUUUGUGAGUCUCAGGGAUGUAGAGCGUUGCAUGCAGACCUUUGUAUGGUUUUAUAGAAACCACUCAAUGCUCCUUGAUGAGCUGGAAAAAUUCCAGAGAAGCCAAAGAGCUGGACCAGGUGAAAGAGCCCACAGGCUUGAUAAUGACCGAGACCCCGUGCUGUGGUCCUUAGUGAUGGCAAUUGGAGUGUGCUACCAUGCCUGCCUGGAGGACAAAGAAAAGUACAGGAUAAAAGUCGGCAAAUACUUCAGAGAAGUCUACACUCCAGCAAAAAUCAAUGAUGAAAUCUCCCUAAUGCAGGAUCUGAUGCUGAGUGGAGUACCCCUUGGGGAUACAAUUGCACGUAACAAUGCCCUGAAGGAAAAUGUCUUCAUGAUGGUGAUUUGCAUUGAACUGAGAAUCCCUCUGUUUCUUGUGGGGAAACCUGGGAGCUCUAAGUCUCUGUCCAAAACGCUUGUGGCUGAUGCCAUGCAGGGCCAAGCAGCACAUUCUGAUCUGUACCGCUGGCUCAAGCAGAUCCACUUGGUGUCCUUCCAGUGCAGCCCCCACUCUACUCCAGACGGCAUCAUCAAUACUUUCAAACAGUGUGCCCGCUUUCAGGAGGGCAAGAACCUCCAGGAGUAUAUCUCUGUGGUGGUCCUGGAUGAGAUUGGAUUAGCUGAAGAUUCUCCCAAAAUGCCUUUAAAGACCCUCCACCCGCUAUUGGAGGAAGGAUGCAUUGAUGAUCAGCCCUUGCCCCACAAGAAAGUUGGUUUCAUUGGCAUAUCUAACUGGGCUUUGGACCCUGCCAAGAUGAAUAGAGGAAUUUUUGUAUCCCGUGGCGACCCUGAUGAGAAAGAAUUGAUUGUGAGUGCAAAGGGAAUAUGCUCAUCUGAUGCAAUGGUGCUCGAGAAGGUGAGGGAGGUCUUUAAGCCUUUUGCCAGGGCUUACUUGAAAGUCUGCAAACGCCAGGGGAAAGGCUUUUUUGGACUGCGUGACUACUACAGCUUGAUCAAGAUGGUAUUCGCCAUGGCAAAAACCUCUGAGCAAAAGCCCAGCGCAGAGCAGAUUGUUGAAGCAGUACUGAGGAACUUCAGUGGCAGAGAUGAUGUGAAUGCAGUUGAAGUCUUCACAAGCAGGCUGGGGAUCAAACCCAAUCUGGAAAGCAUCAGUGCUAUUGAGCUUGUCAGAAAGAACAUAUCAGCUAUCGGACAAGAUGAGGAAUGCCGUUAUCUGCUUGUCUUGACCAAAAACUACGCAGCUUUGCAGAUCCUUCAGCAGACAUUCUUCACUCAGCAGACCCAACCAGAGAUUAUAUUUGGUUCCAGCUUCCCAAAGGACCAGGAAUACACCCAGAUUUGCCGCAACAUCAAUCGGGUAAAGAUCUGCAUGGAGACUGGCCAGACCAUUGUGCUACUGAACUUGCACAACUUGUAUGAAAGUCUGUAUGAUGCCCUCAACCAGUACUACGUCUGCCUUGGAGGGCAGAAAUACGUGGAUUUGGGCCUGGGCACUCAUCGGGUCAAGUGCAGGGUGCACAAAGACUUCAGGCUCAUUGUUAUUGAGGAGAAGGAGGUGGUCUACAAGCAAUUUCCCAUUCCCCUCAUCAACAGAUUGGAGAAGCAUUACCUAGACACCAAUACUGUCCUCAGUGGCGAACAGAAGGAGAUUGUCAAGGAAUUGGAGAAAUGGGUGAAGGCAUUUGUUGCUCCCGACAACCGUCAGUCGCUGACCAAUCAGGUGCACAAAUAUCAGCUUCCUGACGCCUUUAUUGGCAUUCAUUCGGAUACUUGUGCCUCUGUCAUCCUGCAAAUAACAGAGAAGUUAAGAGACAAGAUGACAACGCCAGACUACCAGAAGAGAGUGCUUGAAGAAGCCAAGCUAGUUUUGCUAGAUUGCGCAACUCCAGAUGCAGUGGUGCGGCUUGACUGCACGAACCUGCCUCGUGUGGAGAGUCAGCACCUGGAGAGGGUCUACUUUGAGGAACAGAAGCACAGUUGUUUGACUGACUUCAUCUUCUCUCACAUCCAGCAGGACAGAACCCCUGUCUCCUUUACUGAGGUGACCACAUUCUCCAGACUUUUGACAGCAACAGACCUUGGGCAACUUCAAGAAACUGUGAGAGCUGUUGAACUCCUCUCUCUUCAACAGUUUGACACAGAGUACUCCUUCUUGAAGAAGAUCAGGACUUUCUUGGACACUGCUCUUGGUUCAAAAAUCCUCAUCAUUCAGACAGAUUUAGAUGAAUCCUCUCACAGUUCAAACCUCAUCGCUUCGGCAAAGUACUCGGCAAUUAAUGAAAUUAAUAAAUCAAAACAAGAAGACAAGGGGACGGUGUUUGUCUAUUUCAUUACCAAACUGCCCAGGGUUGAAGGAGGAACCUCCUAUGUUGGGUUCCAUGGAGGCCCAUGGAAAUCAGUUCACAUUGAUGACUUGCGGAAGUCUAAAGACAUGGUUUCUGACAUCAAGGCUUUAAGGAACCUCACAAUCAGCCAGCUGUUUGAAGAGAAGGAAGACCAGGCUGAAGCUAUGGAGGUGGAGGACAUGUACUCAUGCAACACAGAACCCAUGGAGCUGGAGGAAGCUGUUCAGGCCGGUGGCUGGGAGAAUGUUCUAGACACCACAGUGUUGGUACGCAGCUGCGUGCAGAGUGCCGUGGGCAUGCUCAGAGAUGAAGUGGGUGUGCGCAGCACCAGAAGAGUGGAGCUUCUGCUCGUGCUGAUGAGUGAGAGUGAGGAGCUCAGAGCCAUGUUCCUGAGGACAAUGAAGAGGCGCUUGCACCUGCUUCUACUGGCCCGUGAUGAUGAGAGUUCCCACUCAGCCAGGUCCUGGGUCUUCAAGGAGGCUGCUAACAUUGAUGCACUGCAGGAGGGGGGCACCUUCAGGCAUACUCUAUGGAAGCGCGUUCAGGCUGUGGUCAGUCCCUUCCUGGCGCAGCUCAUCUCUGUGAUUGACCGGGACUCUAACCUGGACCUGCUGCUGGACCCUGAUGUCAGCGAGCCCCUGAAGGCUCUGUGGCUCCACAUCUUUGAGAAUGACAAACUACUGGAAGUCCCUUACACCAGAGUGGACAGCUCUGAGGCGAAGACCAUCCUGGUGCCGAGCUCCAUCCGAGCAGCAGGUGGCGUGGGCUGCAACAUGCCUUUUAGCUGGAGGAUCAGAGACUAUCUGGAGGAGCUGUGGGUCCAUGCCCUACAGAGAGAAGGCCACACCCAGCAACAGUUUGAGGAGUUCUAUUGGAAGACUCCUCUGGGUCUGCAAAUAGCCCAAUCAGAUGCUGAGAUGCAGGUAGAGUUUCUGCAGAGGUACCUUCAGGAUUUCAUCGCCAUGACGAUGAAUGUGACAUCAAAGGGAGAGCUACAGCUGCUGUGUGCUGCUCUGAUGUGUUGUGUGCACGAGCUGCGUGCGUCUGUGAGGAAGGACACAGCGGAGAGGGAAGCGCUGGCUCUGCCAUGGGUUCACUCGGCCUAUCACCAGUACUGCACACGUCUGCAGAACCUGUCCAGGAUGCUCAGCAUCGAGCCACAGAUCACACAGGCCCUUGUCACCAACACACACGCCCAAGAAGGACAGGAGCUGGUGCUGGAUGUAUAUGCUGCCUUAGCUUGUGUGGAGUUCCUGGAGCCCGAGUCUCUGGACUCUGAGGCCAAGUGUGCAAAGUGGCUGAGGCGUGUCAAGCAGCUCCAGGUGCCAGUGGAGCUGGUGUGUGCUGAGGAGAGCGCCCAGCACUACAGAGAGAGGAGCACAGCCAUGGUCACCAGAGUCCAGCAUGGAUGGAGUCGCAUCUUCUCCCUCUCCUUGUUUGUGGAAAACAUGCUACUGGGGAUCCACAGCCUGGACCGGAACCUCUCUCCUCUACUGGUGGAUGGCUACAAACAGCUCGGACAGGUUCUGGAGAAGAACCCGGACCUGAAGCAGCAGCAGCCGUUUGAGGCAGUGCUUGUGAUCCUGAGGGAGUGCAAAGAUGGAGCUGUGGAGCGCAUCUUCAGGUUUGGAGUGCAGCUGUGCCCGGUGUGUAUGGGCGACCCCAAGGACCCACUGGCCCUCCCCUGUGGGCACAUCUACUGCCUGGCCUGCAUUCGCCAGUGGCUGGGCCCCGGGCAGAUGUACUGCCCCCUGUGCAUGCAGGACGUGCCCGAUGACUUCAGACUGCAGCCGUCCGAGGAGAUCCAGGCCCUGAUCACACGGAAUGCUCAGUUCAGACAGCGCUGUAACGGCUUCUUCAUCGCUCUGGUGUCUGGGGUGUGCUUCAGCCACGACACCCCGCCCUGCCAAGAGGUCAUCCUGCACCUGCUCUCCCUGCUCAUGGUGGAGUCUGGGACGCUGCCAACGAUCAAACGUGGAAAGCACACCAAGCUCACCAAGGCUCUGUCUCCGUUUGACGACUCUGUGGACAAGAACCCAGUAGUGCGCUCCGUGGUGCUCAAACUCCUCCUGAAGUACAGUUUUGAUGAUGUGAAGGUGUACCUUCAGCAACACCUGUCUGCUGUGGAGCACAGUAACAUCCUGGAGGAUAGAGACAAAUCAGAGCUCUACUCACUCUACAUUAACUGCCUUGAGGACUCCAUGUAUGAGCGGAUGCAGUGGCGCUCGGUGAAGGAGCAGCAGGUGUGUCUGCAAGAGGAGAGCUCCUUCCUGCAGCACUUCCUGCCGUCGGCGCCUGCGCCACCCGCGCAGUCCGUCUGCAUCGAACUGCUGCAGCAGCUGGCCCGCCUCCGCCUCUGCCUGGACACCGCAGCGCAGCUCAUCGCUGGUGCUUACACAACAACAGGAGGUCCAGAGCAGCCUCUGCCAGGAAUAGAACCAUUCCUAGCUGCAGUGAGGGAUGUGUGUGUGCGCAGCAGGAAUGACUGGUACCGUGUUUACCUCAUCCGUAAGAUCCGCAGCCAGCACGGAGCCGAGUUUGUCCAGAUGUUCCUGGGCAUUCCCCAACUCCACUGGAUGUUUCCGGAAGAGGUCUUACAGCAGACUCCGGACGGUGGCCAGAUGGACCAAUUCCUGGUGUGUAAAAGUGACUAUAAGAGCAUCAGGGAUGCCGUCGCAAAAGCCAUGAUGGAGGGGAAAAUGGAAAGGAUACAAAAGACCUGUGAUGGCUGCAGAAACCCUCCACUGAAGAGGAGUGUGUUCCUGCUUUUGGCUCUCUUCAGAGAAGUCACCUGUCUGUACAGAACAAACAACCCAAACCAACACCCUUCCCAGCAGCAACUGCAGGCUCUGGAGGCCUUCGUAGGGAAGUGUGGCCUCCUGGCCACUGCAGAGCAGAAAGCAUUUGCCGUCGGGCUGUUGAAGAACCAGCUUGGACCGCUGAGCGUCCGUGCGGAAUCUUCCGGAGCCGAGCAGACGGUCACCGAGUUGUGCGUGCACAUGGCUGCAGUUCUCCUCUGUGGCCACCAUGGGGUGCUGUCUCCCCUACAGCAGCUCGCCCUGUCGCCCGCCGACAUGCAGGCGGCCUUCAUCCCGACCAUGCCUGAUGACAUGCUGCAUGUAGCCCAGCAGGCAAUGGGCCCACUGCAGUGGUACUUUUGCCCCAAUGGUCACCCCUGCACUGUGGGGGAGUGCGGUCAGCCCGUGCAAGUAAGCCGGUGCCCAGACUGCAAUGCUGAGAUCGGAGGACAGGAUCACAGGCCUGUUGCAGGCUUCACCGUUACUCAAUUACUUCAGGGUGAUCGCACAAAGGGAGGGCACAUCCUGGGUGAUCCCAAUCGCAGGGAUCAACCAGACAUGCAGGACACCAAGAACAUGAGCCCCGCUCCUUUCGCACUGGUGCGCUUCCUCACACACGCUGCUAUGAUGCUGGGGGCUGCCAAUAAUGCACAGGCUCUGGCGGCCCUCAUCUCUCCAGCUGUGGCAGACUGCAGUGCGUUUCUGAGGGCUCACCUGCAGGUGGACCUGCUGCAGCUCACACGGGCACUGGGGAAGGGAGCCGACGACACCACCGCCUCUGCACACGUCAUCAUUCAGGCCCUGUUGGACCCCCCGCCAGCAGCCUGGCCUAUGAAUCAUGACCCUCGUCUCUCCACUAAAGAAGCACGUAACGACUGGGAGACUGGUGUGGCCAACAACAUCCUCAGCCCCCAGCUGAAGUCUCUGGACAGGCAUCUGCAGGAGGUCAGUGAGAUCCUGCGUGAGGACGAGCGUGUGAGCUCCAACCUGGUCAUGCGCCUAACCUUUGGGGACCCGAGCCUCUUCCUGCACUCGCUGCCGCGGGGAUCGGCGCUGCAUGGGCCGGCCGUGUGGAGCUGCAGAGAGAGGCUCUCGCUCGACGCCCUCACCCACAUCGUGGAGCAGCAGGACGGCCGAGACACGCUGCCCCUACUCUGGAGGUUCCUCCAGAGGGAACCAGAGCUUCGCUUGGUGAGGUUCCUGCCAGACAUCCUUGUCUUGCAGCGGGAUCUGGUGAAGAAGUUCCAGAACUCUGCAAACCUGACCGGUGGGAGCAUCACAAAGUUCCUUCAAGGACAAAGAGCAGCUGCAUGGUAUAAAAAACGCAUAACCAUCUUCCUGACCACAUGGAACCAGCUUCGAUUGUCUUUGGUCACCAAUGGGGAGAUCCAGCUGCCUUCAGAGUUCUGCGAGAAAGAUCUGGAUAUGGACAGUGACCUGCAGGUGCUGUUGCCACGGCGACAGGGACUGGGCCUUUGUUCCACAGCACUGAUCAGCUACCUGAUUGCACUGCACAAUGAGAUGGUGUACACCACUGACAAAUACACUGGAGAGGACACCAGCUACACGGUGAGUCCAGCCGACCUGUGUGAGCUGCAUGUGAUCCGCUAUGAUGUGGAGCGGGACGUGCUGCCCCUGGUUCUGUCUAACUGCCAGUACAGUGUGGAGGGCGGCGGCAAGGCGCUGCCCGACUACGACCUGCCCAAGAUCCAGCAGCAGCUCCUCACACGCUUCCUACAGGGCAAACCUCGCAUCACACUCAACGGUAUACCAACGCUGGUGAACAGACAUGACCGAAAUUAUGAAAACAUUUUCAGGGACGUCAAAGGAAAGGUUGCACAGGAGCCGCUGCCCUCCCUGACGCUGUCGUCCGUGGCGGGGGAGCUGUGUGGCUUCAGCGACGUGUGUGAGGCGCUGGGGGCCGUGGAGCUGGCGCUGGGCUUCCUGGCCACCACCGCCGCUGAUCCACACAUGCAGCUGGGCAACUACCUCCAGGAGGUGCUGCAGAUGGGAGACCACACUCCACCACAUAUACUCAAGGCCCUGAGCAGGUGCAGCCUGAAGCACACUGUGGCUUUGUGGCAGCUCCUCUCUUCUCUGAAGUCGGAGAGCAUGCUUCGCCUAAAGAGGGAGCCAUUCGUGGGAGUUUCUGAAGAUUACAAGCAGCCAGUGGACGAAGAGGGACGCAAGCAGCUGAUUGGCUUCCUGUCCAAGGGCGGGGCCAGUGGUUUCCUGCUGGAGAUGCACGAGUUCCUGCAGCUGAAGCUGAAGGGCCUGCGAGACCCGGAGCUUUUCCGGCCCGACUGGGGGCUGAAGGACACACUGGUGUCUUACAUCGAGAGGAAAGACAUGGAUGCUCCACCUGAGGUUGAGCAGUUCUUCCCUGAAGGGAUCCUUCUCGCUCACUGUGUGGACGCCUGGAAAAUCUGUGUGGAGUUCCAGCAGGAGCGCAGCCACAGAUAGCUUUCAGGAACACUCCACCAAUACUGCCUUCAUCCAGCGCAAUGUGAAGGUGUGUGCGCAUGAGUACAUGUUUGUGCGCGCGCGCGCGCAUGUUUGCAGGUGUUUUUGAAGGUUGUGUUUACAGACAUUACAAUCAAGAACGCUCCAGUUCAUUUGUAAAUUCCAGCAGUGCCUAUUCUCAGAAAGUGCCACUGACUGGGUACUGAUCCAAGUGCAAUAUGCUGAACCUGAGCAUUAUGGGGGCCCACCUCUAUUGUAACCAAUGGUGGUACGGGCCGUGGAUUUGCACAAGUACAAUGUACCUUCUGACCUCCUCCUUUCUCCCGUGUAUUAGUAGAUCAGGUCUGUCUCACCCAUGAUUAAAGCAAUCAAAUCAAUUAUAUAAUGAUGAGAAGGAUAUUUCUAUUGGACUCAGGGACUCGAAUCUUGUUAUUUCUAUUUUUUUUUUUUGGUGUUUACAAAUGGAGGGAGCCUAAGCAAAUCUAUCGUGGACAUAAUGGUGUUUUGACAUUCGUACUUUGCGGGGCAACAUAUCCUGAAAAGACAAAAGAUGGCUUACACAGAGAAACAUUCAUUCUUAACUCAACUCAAAACCUUAAUCAUGACUCCCUAACCUGUUCCUCAUCUCACAAUGGAAUGAAGUACUAGCUAUUCCAAAUACCUCGCAUAUAGAUUUCACUGUGUCGCUACAACUAUCGCAUACAACUAAAACAAAUCAAACCCAUAAUACUCUUGGAUGUCUCAGAAUAUUACGACUAACCAUGCCUUUUCCGUAUUAUAUCUCACGAAGCUCGAUGUUCUAAUAGCCAUAUUUAGCCCAAUCAGAAGGACUCUGGAGUUUUUUUUUUUGCACUGUCCAGUUGGCAAUCACCAUGGUGUUCCUGGCACUUUAGGGUUCUUUUCUUUAUUUUGUGACUAAAUUGUAACAGAUCAUUCCUUUGCAUGCCAUAUAAAAUUGACUUGUAUUCAAUAAAACUUGUGUUUCAUGAA
This is a messenger RNA of Clupea harengus (Atlantic herring), 17446 nucleotides long. RefSeq names its product ring finger protein 213a (gene rnf213a). NCBI's taxonomy places the organism in Eukaryota, Metazoa, Chordata, Actinopteri, Clupeiformes, Clupeidae. Gene Ontology annotation, biological process: ubiquitin-dependent protein catabolic process; sprouting angiogenesis; negative regulation of non-canonical Wnt signaling pathway. Gene Ontology annotation, molecular function: ATP hydrolysis activity; ubiquitin-protein transferase activity; metal ion binding. The record is from RefSeq and is a predicted model, not a curated record. Gene Ontology annotation, cellular component: cytosol; nucleolus; membrane.